This is a messenger RNA of Cornus florida, 2592 nucleotides long. RefSeq lists its product as uncharacterized. NCBI's taxonomy places the organism in Eukaryota, Viridiplantae, Streptophyta, Magnoliopsida, Cornales, Cornaceae. The record is from RefSeq and is a predicted model, not a curated record. The coding region runs from base 1 to 2592 and encodes 863 amino acids. The transcript has 9 exons. Gene Ontology annotation, molecular function: nucleic acid binding.
AUGCUUGCUUCAGUUGUGGUCAGAAGAGACAUUUCAAGAGGGAGUGCCCACAGAGGGGGAGCGGAUCACGUGGUAGUACGGGAUCACAGUACAGGCAGUCACAGUCAUCCGUUGUCCGGUCUGGAUCCAGAGUUCCUCGGACACCACAGCCUGCAGCUUCAGUUCAGGGCCCACGACCGGCUGGGGGCUCUACAUCUAGUAUGUCUUCACAGCAGUCAGGGUAUCAGGGUGGUGGAUAGUAGGGUUCAGGGGUGCAGGGCAGAGCUUUUGCUCUUCCUCAAGCGGAUCACAUCCUUGGAUGGGGUUCUUUGUGUUGACACACCGGUUAGGGGACCAGUUACGUUGGAUAGGAUUUGUCGGGGUUGUGCUAUUGAAAUUGCCGGGCGGACAUUGUGGUUCGACUUCAUUCCUCUUGAGAUGACGGGUUUUGAUGUCAUUCUUGGGAUGGAUUGGUUGUCCUUUUUUCGAGCCACCAUUGAUUGCUUCCGAGGGAGGGUGACCAUAUGUACUCCCAAUGGAGAUUGUUUUUACUUUGUGGGAAAUCGGAGUAAUUCACACAUUUUAACCGUUUAUGGUAUUGGUGAUUGGGGUCGUCACAGGUUUUACUUGGCCAGCCUUUUAGCCGAGGAAGAAUGGAGUCUGGGUGAUAGUUUUCCAACAUUGGUUGGUGAGUUCGUUGAUGUCUUUCCGGAGGAGUUGACAGAGUUGCCUCCCAUACGGGAUGUUGUGUUCGCGAUUGACGUCAUACUCGGUACUGCGCCCAUCUCUAUGGCGCUGUAUCACAUGGCACCGGCAGAGUUGAAUAAGUUGAAGAGCCAGUUGGAUGAUUUGAAAGUAAAAGGCUUCAUUCACCCUAGUGCUUCACCGUGGGGAGCACCGGGAGCUAAGUGUUUUUCGAAGAUAGACUUGAGGUCGGGCUACUAUCAGUUAAGAGUCAGGGAUGAGGAUAUCCCUAAGACCGUUUUUCGCACACGUGCCUAUCUUGAUGAGUUUGUGGUGGUAUUUGUUGAUGACAUACUCGUGUACUUAUCUUUGGAAGAGGAGCAUGAGUCUCACUUGAGAACAGUGUUGCAGACCCUUAGGGAUAACCGGUUGUAUGCUAAGUACGAGAAGUUAGGAGGAGUUUCAGUUGAUCCUUCGAAAAUUGAAGCAGUGAUGGAUUGGGAGCGUCCGAAGAGUGGAAUCAAGUUUGUAUGGAAUGAGGCUUGUGAACUAGCCUUUCGGGAGUUGAAGACUAGAUUAACUACUGCUCCAGUUUUGGUGAUUCCUGAACGUGGUUUGGGUUAUGUGAUCUAUUGUGACGCUUCACGGGAUGGUUUGGGUUGCGUCUUGAUACAGACAGAACGGGUGGUUGCUUAUGGGUCUAGACAGUUGAAAACUCAUGAGCAGAACUAUCUGAGUUAUGAUUUGGAGUUGGCGUAUCACCCAGGAAAGGCUAACGUUGUGGCAGAUGCCUUGAGUAGGAAGUCAUAUGGAAACUUGGCUAGCAUUGCCAUUCGGGAAUGGAAAAUGAUGGAGGAUUUUGCAGAGAUGGGUCUGUAUUUCAGUGAUGAUGAUGCACCAGCUACUUUGUUUAGUCUUGUAGCUCAACCAACCCUUGCUAGCGGGGUAAUUGAGGCACAAAAGCAGGAUAACGAGAUAGAGUCCAUUCGCACACGGAUUUCAGGUGGCGAGUCUGUGGAUGGUUGGACAUUACAUUCAGAUGGAGGUCUUAGGUUCAAGGGAAAGAUGUAUGUCCCUUUGCCUUGUCGUGAUAGUGUCCUUCAGGAUUUUCACCAUUCUCGACUUGCAGUUUAUCCAGUGAAGGUCGAGCAUCAGAGGCCAGCGGGUUUGUUGCAACUAUUGCCAGUAGCGAAGUGGAAAUGGGAGCACAUUACCAUAGAUUUUGUGACGGGACCUCCGAGGUUAAAGAAAGGGAAUGAAGCCAUUUGGGUCAUAGUCGACAGGUUGACAAAGACAGCUCACUUUUUGCCUAUACAAGUAUCUGAUGAUGCAGAGAAGCUCAGUAAGCAGUAUGUGGGGCAGAUUGUCGGGCUCUAUGGGGUUCCUUUUGCCUACAACAACAGUUAUCAGGCCAGCAUUAAGAUGACACCUUUCGAGGCAUUAUAUGGCAGACCUUAUAGAUCUCCAGUUUGUUGGGCCGAGGUGGGAGAGACAACUACCCUGGGUCCCGACAUUGUUAUUGAGACCACGGAGAAAAUUAAGUUGAUUCGACAACGGUUGGUCAAGGCUCAAAGUAGGCAGAAAAGCUAUGCUGACAAGAGGAUGAGACCUUUGUCCUUUGAGAUGGGAGACCAUAUUUUUCUUAAGAUCGUUCCACGCAAGGGAUUAAUGCAUUUUGGGCGAAGUGGGAAGUUGUUUCCUAGGUUCAUUGGGCCAUUCGAGAUCUUGGAUUGCAUUGGUGAGGUUGUGUAUCGCUUGGCGUUACCCCCACAUUUAGAGAAGGUUCACAAUGUAUUCCAUGUUUUUAUAUUAAGGAAGUAUGAGCCAGAUCCCUCACACAUUUUGAGAUGGGUCGACAUUGAGGUUGAUGAGAAUGCAACUUACGAAGAGGGCCAGUGUAGAUUCUCGACACUAGGGAGCAAGUGUUGA